GUGACAGGGGCCGUGGUGGGUGCCUGCGUGUGCUGGUGCAAGCUUGGUGCCUGCCGGGAGGUGCCUGCAGUGCCACAAGGGAUAAUAUUGAUACAAAUGUAGAGGGACGAAAUAGAGAAGCAGGAAGACCAUCACCACCACCACCACCACCAGCAGUGUGGAAGAAAGCUGGUGAUAAAACUCUCUCUCGCUCUCCCUCACUCUCCCUCACUCUCCCACGCCACGGAAGCAGUGGAAUAAAGCACAGGAGGAGGAAAGCAAUGGCAACCCUCCGAUCCGGCAAGCAAGUUGGCGGCAGCGAUGGCGGUGGCGGCGGCAGUGGUGGUGAGGUGGACAGCAGGGACAGAGGGGCACUACAGGCUGCGGACAUCAAGGAGAAGAGGAACGCACGGACAAGCAAGGUGUUAUUCGGCAGUCUGAUCCUGGACCUGCUCGGCUUGAAGGUGGUGCUGCCCAUGUCUCCUGCUCUCCUCGACUUUUACUCCAAGCACAACACCAGCGGCUUGUAUUCCUCUCAGCUCUCCUGUGUGACUUAUUACCAGUAUAUCAUCGGUUUCGCUGCGAGGUUCCACUCUGUCUUGUUCGGCACUGAUUGGCGUGACAUUCAGCAUAGGCUUCACCGUCGGGCACACUGUGGGGGCUGCGUUCUCUCGCUGGGGAAGUACUGGGUGGUUCGCGGCCUCGGCUGUCUACGCACGCACUCUCACUGUGGCUAACAUAAUAUUCUUUGCUGUCUUCUUCCAGGAAUCGCUGCCUGAGGGCAGAAGGAGGAGGGACAUCGGUGCCAGUUUGACCGAGGCUUGGGAGGUGAUCAAUCCUAGGGCUUUGUUCUCCGUCAGCUGUGUCAAGGGCCUGGGCAGAGAAGCCUGGAGUUAACGCUGAUCUUCGCGACCCACCACAAGCAUAGUUACGACUCGUUGGCGCAGGACCGCAAGUUUUCCUUCCUGGGCUUGGUCAUGGCAAUUACACAGAGAGGGUUUAUGCGAAGUGUUAAGACUGGAACUGAAAAAGCAACUGCCAAUUAGGCACACACCUACAUUGUGAUGCAGCUCUUUGGAGGUGGAGAGCUGGCUGCCUCAGAGGAUCAGGAAACACGAGAGGUUCACAGAGGCUUGCCUCGGGCUUCGGUCGUCGUGAGGAACCUGGUGUCAGCAGUUCACUACGUGCACAGGAAAAGCAUCAGUGUUCACGGAGACCUAAAGCCAGACAGGGGUGAAAAGGGUUGGUGUUGAGGAUAGACAGAAAAGAAAAGAAAAGAAAGGAAAGGUAAAAAAAGGAAGUUUUUUUGCAUUGAUUUUCCAUCUGCUUAUUUUAAAGAAUUUAUUGCAUGGAAUAUUAUUGAUCUCCAUCAUUUGUAUGGCCUUUAUAAUAAAAAGUAUGAAUUUA
Molecule: messenger RNA, 1386 nt
Organism: Scylla paramamosain (green mud crab)
Lineage: Eukaryota; Metazoa; Arthropoda; Malacostraca; Decapoda; Portunidae
Exons: 9
Coding region: 261-716 (151 amino acids)
Source: RefSeq, a predicted model, not a curated record